Vitis riparia (riverbank grape) is the source of this 1496-nucleotide messenger RNA. RefSeq names its product protein PIN-LIKES 3-like. The record is from RefSeq and is a predicted model, not a curated record. The transcript is spliced from 6 exons. Gene Ontology annotation, biological process: endoplasmic reticulum to cytosol auxin transport. Gene Ontology annotation, cellular component: membrane. The coding region runs from base 876 to 1496 and encodes 206 amino acids. NCBI's taxonomy places the organism in Eukaryota, Viridiplantae, Streptophyta, Magnoliopsida, Vitales, Vitaceae.
ACAUGCCAUAAAUGACCUACUAGAAUGCAGGUCAAAAAUUCUUUAUGUGAAUCGGAUCUCUUCCUCUAAAGAAAUUAUUGAAAGUCAAUUCAUAUGACCCAUAUAUUAUUUUUAAGGCAUUGAGAUGGAGAUGAUGAUUCGACCAUAUUGCCACCAGCUGCUAUUGCUAAAAGGGUAUCACCGGUGAUCCGGCAAUAAUAUACAGUAAAAUGAUAAUGUAUAGAAGCUAGAGGUGAUGGUAAGGCAGUCGGUGUGGGAAGUGGAAGAAGAAGGGGUGGGGCCAGGACCCGGGAUCAGACUCUGCUUUGCCCAUGUGACAGGUCUGUCAUUUUCUGUUACUUGAGAGGAAGAAACAGAAUCCUUAUUUUGGCGGUUGGGUGAUGAUGACACAGCAGGACGCAGCUUUUCCAUGUGUAUCUGCAUAACACAAUAACACAGAUUAACCAUCACCCAUCUCUUCUUUUGCUUACAAAAUUGGACUGACUAGUCCAGACAUUUGAUGGGAAAACGACAAACAAAAAUUAAGGGCCGUGGACCUUUUUGUACCCAAUUUCUUCAACCUGCCUUGGAGACGGUCAGGUUGCUUUGACUGGAGUCUUGAGUCUGGACUCUGGAGGUAUGUUUUUGACUCGCAGGUGGCAAAAACAGAACAAACGGAAUUCCCAUAUUUAUAUGAUAAAUAAAUACUCUUAUAUUGGGUUAAGGAGUAUGUAGGAGUGGAAUAAUCUGGAGAAUGGGGCUUCUAGAUCUAUUUUUUGUUGCUUCAAUGCCAGUUAUAAGGGUUCUGUUGCUCACUGCACUUGGGUCAUUUCUUGCCUUAGAUCGUAUUGAUAUAUUGGGCGAUGUUGUAAGGAAGCAAUUAAAUACGGUGGUUCAUGCCAUUAAAUAUCCUUACUGUUUGUAUCAUUGGCUCCGCUCUUGGAUUGCUGCUUGUGAAGACUACCAGAGCUCCUCAACAUCUCAAGGGCCUCAUAUUGGGUUCCUGUGCUGCGGGAAACAUGGGGAACAUGCCUCUAAUUAUUAUCCCAGCAGUAUGCAGAGAGAAAGGCAGUCCGUUUGGAGCACCUGAUGUUUGCCAUACAGUUGCAAUGGCCUAUGCUUCACUUUCUAUGGCGAUUGGAGCUAUUUGCUUGUGGUCUUAUGUUUACAACAUUGUGCGAGUUUUCUCUAGUAAUGCCAGGGAAGGCAUCAACCUACACAAUUCUCCAAUCAAUAUGAACAGGGAAUCACUUCUUGCCUCAGGAGACUGUUCCAUCUCUGAAGAAUAUCCACAUCAAUUUACACUGCAUCACCCUCUGUCUGAGGAAAACUUGCAGGUGGCUAUCGCUGGAAAGAUGAAACAGCUUUUGAGGAAGUUUUCAAGAAAGAUCAACCUUAAGGAACUGUUAGCACCUUCAACCACUGGAGCGAUUGUUGGCUUUAUCAUUGGAAUGGUUCCUCAUCUUCGGAAGUUAAUCAUUGGUGGUACUGCUCCUCUUCAUGUUGUACAAGUAUAA